Nicotiana tabacum (common tobacco) is the source of this 1327-nucleotide messenger RNA. RefSeq names its product GDSL esterase/lipase APG. Lineage: Eukaryota; Viridiplantae; Streptophyta; Magnoliopsida; Solanales; Solanaceae. The record is from RefSeq and is a predicted model, not a curated record. Gene Ontology annotation, molecular function: hydrolase activity, acting on ester bonds. Gene Ontology annotation, cellular component: apoplast.
CUCAAACACAUAAUAGUCUUGGAAAAUGGGAGUCCAAACAAUGGCAUUGAUCUUUGUGGCGUUAUUGGGUUUUGCCAACCGUCUGAAUGCUCAAGAUUCGACUACCCUUGUUCCGGCAAUCAUUACAUUUGGCGAUUCAGCUGUGGAUGUUGGGAAUAAUGACUACAUUCACACCCUUUUUAAAGCCAAUUAUCCCCCUUAUGGAAGGGAUUUUGUUAAUCGUCAACCUACUGGAAGAUUCUGCAAUGGCAAAUUAGCCACUGAUAUCACUGCUGAUACUCUUGGUUUCACCACUUACCCACCUGCAUAUCUGAGCCCCCAAGCAUCAGGCAAGAAUCUCCUUAUUGGUACUAACUUCGCUUCUGCCGCUGCUGGCUAUGAUGAUAAAACUGCCGUCCUCAACCAUGCAAUUCCAUUGUCAAUACAGAUGCAAUAUUACAAGGAAUACCAAGCCAAGCUAACAAAAGUUGCAGGCAGCCAAAAAGCGGCCUCAAUCCUAAAGGAUGCGCUCUACAUAUUAAGUGCAGGAAGCAGUGAUUUCUUACAGAAUUACUACAUUAAUCCUUAUAUUAACAAACUCUAUACUCCUGAUCAGUAUGGUUCUUAUCUUAUCGGCAUCUUCACUAGCUUUGUCAAGGAUUUGCAUGCCCAAGGAGCAAGGAGAAUUGGAGUGACUUCACUACCACCAUUGGGCUGUCUUCCUGCUGCUAGAACUUUGUUCGGAUUUCACGAGAGUGGAUGCGUCUCAAAAAUCAAUACAGAUGCCCAACAAUUCAACAAAAAGAUAAAUUCAGCUGCUACACAAUUACAAAAACAACUCCCAGGUCUUAAGAUUGCUAUCUUUGACAUUUUCCAGCCCCUAUAUGACCUCGUCAAAUCUCCAUCAGACCACGGAUUCACGGAAGCAAAUAGAGGGUGUUGUGGAACAGGAACAGUGGAAACGACGUCGUUGUUGUGCAACCCAAAGUCACCAGGGACUUGUAGCAAUGCAACUCAAUAUGUGUUUUGGGAUAGUGUACAUCCAUCUGAAGCUGCUAACCAAGUCCUAGCUGAUUCACUCAUCAUCCAAGGCAUCAACCUUAUUGGAUAAUUGAACAGAAUUUAAAGUAUUGUUACUCUUAUAUUUCUCUCGAGUUUAAUGUAUAAGUCUUUCUUAAAGUUACCACGUUCAUUUUCUUUUGUUUCUUGUUUACUUGUUUCUGGGAGAUGAAAACAUUGUCCUGUAUUGCUUAAUAUUUUCCUUUUAUUAAUGAGAGUACCAUGUGUUGUGUUGGAAAAAAAAUGUACUAAGGAAGAUUUGAACCGAAAAGUCUCCUUUUUCUUUUAA